CCGGUAGAUGGCAGUAAUGCAAGAAAUAAGCUUUCCAGAAGAACGAGAACAAUAAUAAGAAAAUAAAAAAGUUGGAUAAGUAGCCACACCGUGGUUGUCGUCACGUGAAGGUGCUGCAGUCCAUCCAACGCCAUGGGAAAGAAAAGUCGAGUGAAGAUUCAGAAGUCUGGAUCAGGAGCUAGUGCUUUGCCUUCUCCCAAAGAGAUGAUGAAUCUGAUUGUUGAACUUCUGCAAAAGUGCAGCAGUGAAUCCCCAUCUGCCAGUGAAGAGUGGGAGGAAUAUAUCCAAAUCAAAAGCUUGGUUGAGAAGAUCCGCAAGAAACAGAAGGGUAUGUCGGUCGUAUUUGAGGGUUGCAGACACAGGCAUUUCCAAGAUCUGGUGUCCUGGGCAAAAGCCAACGGGUCAUCCUGUGAUGGUCUCCAAAUUGGCAACUUUGGAAAAGAAGGCUAUGGUCUUCAAGCCAAGAAAGACAUCAAGGCAGAAGAACUCUUCUUAUGCAUUCCUAGGAAGAUGAUGAUGACCUUGGAAUCAGCACAAACUUCCGUCCUGGGACCUCUGCUACGCCAGGACCGAAUUCUGAAGGCAAUGGGCAACGUGUCACUCGCCCUCCACCUGCUUUGCGAGCGCGCCAAUCCUACAUCUAGGUGGCUGCCGUAUAUUCGCAGUCUUCCCCAGGAUUACAGUACCCCGCUGUAUUACCAGCCAGAAGAAGUUCAGCUGCUUCUGGGCACACAAGCUAUUCAGGAUGUCUUCAGCCAAUUCAAGAACACAGCACGCCAGUAUGCCUACUUCUACAAACUUUUACAGACUCAUCCUGCUGCCGCUGUUCUCCCCUUGAAGGACAGCUUCACAUUUGAUGAUUACAGGUGGGCAGUGUCUUCCGUCAUGACCCGUCAGAAUCAGAUCCCUACUGAGGAUGGCAGCCAAAUCACACAAGCGCUCAUUCCUCUUUGGGACAUGUGUAACCACACAAAUGGUCUGAUCACCACUGGCUACAAUUUGGAGGAUGACCGUUGCGAAUGUGUGGCACUGACAAAUUACAAGGAGAACGAGCAGAUUUACAUUUUUUAUGGCACCAGAUCCAAUGCCGACUUUUUCGUCCAUAACGGCUUCUUCUUUCAAGACAACGUCCAUGAUCGGGUGAAGAUCAAGCUGGGCAUCAGCAAAAGUGAGAGACUCUACGCCAUGAAAGCAGAGGUGCUGGCACGUGCUGGCCUUCCAGUGUCUUGUGUCUUUGCUCUGCACGCCAGUGGAUCCCCAGUUUCAGCACAGCUGCUGGCUUUUUUGAGAGUCUUCUGCAUGACAGAGGAAGAACUGAAAGACUACCUUGUGGGGGACUCGGUCAAUAAGAUCUUAAACCUGAGUAAUCAUGAAUUUCCAGUUAGCUGGGGGAAUGAAAUCAAAUUGUGGACGUUCCUGGAGACCAGACUUACUCUGCUGCUCAGGAACUAUAAAACUACGUCUGAGGAGGACAGUGUCAUGCUACAGCAACCCGAUCUAUCGGCUCACGCUCGUGCGGCCAUCCAACUCCGACUGGCUGAAAAGCAGAUCCUGCUGAAAUCGCUGGCCAAUGGACAAGCCAAACUUAUGCAUUUUGAAAAAAAACUGGCAGAAGGCAUGCCUUUGCCUUGCUGCGACAAUGGUGGCAUGGCUUCCUGUGAGAAUACUAAUUGCAUAUCUUCCGAUCAAGGUGUUGAUGUUUGGGCAGGGCAAGGCGUUUGAGCUGCACAAGUACUGUAACUCUCUAUGAAGGCUAAUCGCUGCCCAGGGCAAGAAUAGAGAAUUUGAAUAGCAAUAAUGAGGAUCCAGUUCACAAUUUGUGACCCACUGGAGUGAACAAUACAUUUCGAAAAUAUGAAAUAAAACAAUAUGUGGCGUGUCAA
Syngnathus acus (greater pipefish) is the source of this 1883-nucleotide messenger RNA. It is a transcript of the gene setd3, whose product is annotated as SET domain containing 3, actin histidine methyltransferase. The transcript is spliced from 13 exons. Gene Ontology annotation, molecular function: histone H3K36 methyltransferase activity; histone H3K4 methyltransferase activity; protein binding. The record is from RefSeq and is a predicted model, not a curated record. Lineage: Eukaryota; Metazoa; Chordata; Actinopteri; Syngnathiformes; Syngnathidae. Gene Ontology annotation, biological process: peptidyl-lysine trimethylation; peptidyl-lysine monomethylation; peptidyl-lysine dimethylation. Bases 133 to 1722 code for a protein of 529 amino acids.